AAAAAGUCAUAAAUGUCAUGAGAGCUAGCAUUUGAUUAUCUCUAACUCAUAUUCUACUAGUGUUAGUACCCCACUGUUCCCUCUUUUUUAAUAUUCAUUUUCCCUUUCUGUUGGAGAGUUGCAGAAGUUGAGUCUGACAAGAAGGCGACUUCAAAGCCGAAGCUUAACAGGAUAGAUAGUACGAUAUAUGGACAUGUUAUACCAGCAGCAGCAUCAGUUUUGAUUGCAGAUUCUCCAUCUGACAAGAAUUCUUGGAAGACAAAACUACCGAAGAAUUACAGUCAGAUCAACCGAUCAAUACUAUAAUCUUGUUGGUCCUUGAGAUUAGAGGAGUGUCUUUAUUGACCUUGGAGGACUAUACAGCUGCUACUUGAAUCUAUGGCUAUGUACUAUCAAGGAAGCUCAGAAAUCCAAGCAGAUGGCUUGCAGACGCUUUAUCUGAUGAACCCUAAUUACGCAGGCGGCUACUCUGAUGCUCAACAGCAACCUGCAAACAUGGUGAUCUUGAAUUAUGCUACCGGAAACACGGUCAAUCUUGCUAGCUUAGCAAGUAAUCAGCAGCCACAUACACAGCAUCUUGUUGGUGUCCCGCUUCAAGGGAGCCUUGGAUCAGCAGCCAAUUCUCAUGAACUCAAGCAUGAAGUUUCAGCUCCUGGCCGCGGCGGUAUCCCUCAUUUCCAUCCAAGUUUAUGGGGAUCCCUUGAUCAUACUGGUGGUGCUGGAGCUGCAAGUCAACCAAAUAUUCCAUCAGGGGUGGUUGUUAGCAAUCCUAGUGGUGGUGGCGCCGCCGAUGUUACUAGGCACUUGGGGUUCCAUAGGCCGGUGGUUUCGCCUAGACAGCAGGGUUUGUCCUUGAGUCUAUCUUCUCAGCAACCAGGCUUCAGGUCUCUAUCUACGGAGCAGAAUAUAUCUGUGCAAACUCCAGUUGGGAUUUUAUCACCAAGAAGUGGUGAUAAUAAUUUGCGAGGUUCAGGUGGCUCAUCUUCUUCAGUUUCUGCCGUUUCAAAUGGAAUUCAUGGAUUACAAAGUGCUGUUUUCGGGUCCAAAUAUCUUAAGGCUGCUCAGCAGCUUCUGGAUGAACUUGUUAACGUUGGAAAAGAGAUCAAAUCUGACACCAGGGAGAAGGCUAAAGAUAAAGGAAAGAUGAAUAGGGAAUCAACUGUUCAUAGUACUGGUGAGGCCUCACAAAUAGGUCAAAGUGACACCAAGAGUGGUGUAACUGAACUUACUGCAGCUCAAAGACAGGAGAUUCAAAUGAAAAAGGCAAAGCUUGUUAGCAUGCUCGAUGAGGUGGAGCAAAGAUACAGACAGUACCAUCAUCAAAUGCAAAUUGUUGUAGCAUCAUUUGAGCAGGCAGCAGGAAUCGGCUCAGCUAAAUCAUACACUCAACUAGCUUUGCAGACAAUAUCGAAGCAAUUUCGAUGCCUAAAGGAUGCAAUUUCUGCACAGAUAAAAUCAGCAAGCAAGAGUUUAGGCGAAGAAGAAUCUUUGGGUGGGAAGUUAGAGGGUUCUAGGCUUAAGUUUGUUGAUCAACAGCUUAGGCAACAAAGAGCCCUGCAACAACUUGGAAUGAUGCAAAACAAUACUUGGAGACCUCAAAGAGGUUUGCCUGAGAGAGCUGUCUCAGUUCUUCGCGCAUGGCUUUUUGAGCACUUUCUUCACCCCUACCCUAAGGAUUCCGAUAAACAAAUGCUAGCUAAGCAAACUGGGCUUACUAGAAGCCAGGUCUCUAACUGGUUUAUAAAUGCUCGAGUUCGGCUUUGGAAGCCUAUGGUUGAGGAGAUGUACUUGGAAGAAACCAAGAAUCAUGAGCAAGAUGGUUCUGAAUCCAACAAAGAACUGGGCUCAACUUCAACAACUCCAAAGGAGAAUAAUGUUACUAGAAUAGAUCAACGUAGUAUCCUCCAGUCAAAGCAAGAAAAGCAAAUAGCUCAGGAUGCAACUCAUGCAGAAAUUUCAACUUCAAGUCUAACACCAUCUCCUACUGGUACUUCUCCUCAGGCUCGGGGAGGUUUUGGCCUAAUUGGUGCACUAAAUAUGGAAGCAAACGUUGAAAAAAAUUCCAAGAAAAUGAGAACUGAAAUGCAGAACUCCCCCAGCAGUAUCCUUUCAGUCGACAUGGAAAUGAAAUUUGGGGAGCCAAGGAAAGGGUUCGACAACAAGUUCAGCACUAGCCAAAGGGAAACUAACAAAGAUGGCUUCUCCUUAAUGGUAAACAAUGCAGGUCAGGGAAAUGGAUUCGGGGCAUUUAACCUUGGAGAGCUUGGACAGUUUAAUCCAGAGCAAUUGACAACAGGGUUUCAUGGAAACAGUGUCUCUCUUACACUUGGACUUCCUCCUUCUGAGAACUUAGCUUUAUCAGCAGGGACCCAGCAGAACUACCUUUCAGACCAAAAUAUGGGGCUGGAAGACAGGCUUGAAAUGGGAACAAUGGAUGGGCAUUAUGAUAGGGUUAACAAAACUCAGACAUCCCACUCAAGCUUGGGUUAUGAGACGAUCAACUUCGAUAACAGGAAGCGAUUUGCUGCUCAACUGUUACCGGACUUUGUCACAUGAAAAAUUCAAAGCAGAAUCAUCAACACUAGAACAUCUCUUUCAUGAGGAAUACACAAGCGAAUUUGUAAAGAGGUAGAUGGUGUAUUGAUCAAGAAUAUGCACCUUUCAGGUGUCUUACAAACUACAUUUAAAGUGGAGUUCAUGUUUAGUGUAAGAUUAGCAUACCUGGUAGAAUAGGCUUAUACAUAUGUGGGGGAAUAAGCAGUACAUCUAAAUUUGAUAGUAGUUAAGAUUGAAUGCUUGAUUAUGGCAAUAUUGAGUGGGAAAUGCAAAUUUGUAAGAUUAUCUUAAAUUUCUCUACAUGUGCAUGAAUGUGUUGGAGAUA
Coffea eugenioides is the source of this 2881-nucleotide messenger RNA. RefSeq names its product BEL1-like homeodomain protein 1. The transcript is spliced from 5 exons. Gene Ontology annotation, biological process: regulation of transcription by RNA polymerase II. The record is from RefSeq and is a predicted model, not a curated record. NCBI's taxonomy places the organism in Eukaryota, Viridiplantae, Streptophyta, Magnoliopsida, Gentianales, Rubiaceae. The coding region runs from base 379 to 2556 and encodes 725 amino acids. Gene Ontology annotation, molecular function: DNA-binding transcription factor activity, RNA polymerase II-specific; RNA polymerase II cis-regulatory region sequence-specific DNA binding.